AUGUCCGGAGCACAUAGGAACGAUAAUAGCAUAGCCAACUCACAAAAUGAGGAUUCCGAUUUUCAACAAUUGAAUAACCACAUUGAUAGCAUUUACAAUACGUACAGCUCAAACAACCACGACAGUGUCGAGAGCUUGGAUUCGGAGAAGAAUAGAUAUGUUUUCAAAUACGGCGACACCUCGAAUAAUCAGUUGCCCUCAGUACACAUAUCGUCGCGGUUAUCCUCCAUGGAGCCAUCCAAUUCGGAAGGGGUUGCCAAGAGUGCACCUGGAACUCCAUCGUCAAUAGGAUCUUUUGAUUUUAGGCCGCGUUAUCCACGAGCAGUCACAAAUUCAUCGUUGAAUGUGCUAUUGGACACUGCGAGUGGGAAUUCUCAGUUUAAAAGUAUUGUAGACUCGCCAGCAAGGCGUGGCUCUAAUGAAGAUGCAAACACGCUAGAUGACGGGGUUCCGCAAUCAUCAGAGUACAAUGCGGGAGAUCGAAAUUGGCAAGAGGAGGGAGCAGCACUCAAAACUAUACAAAAGCCCAACGGAGAAGUAUCGACAAUUAGAAGAAGCGUUACGGACUUUAAGUUUGGUAAGGAAUUAGGAGAAGGCUCGUACUCAACUGUCAUACUUGCCACUGAUAAGAUUACCAAUAAAAAUUACGCGGUGAAGGUGUUGGACAAGAGACAUAUUAUCAAGGAAAAAAAGGUAAAAUAUGUCAAUAUUGAAAAACAUGCAUUGAAUAGAUUGAGCAAUAGAAUGGGGGUCAUUUCGCUUUACUUCACAUUCCAAGACAAGGAUUCGCUAUAUUUUGUGUUGGAUUACGCAUCAAAUGGUGAACUAUUAUCAUUGAUCAAGAAGUACAAUACACUAAAUGAAGACUGUACCAGACAUUUUGGUGCACAGAUCUUGGACGCCAUAAAAUAUAUGCACGACAAUGGUGUCAUUCAUAGAGAUAUCAAACCGGAAAACAUUUUAUUGGACGACAAGAUGAGGAUCCAGAUUACCGAUUUUGGAACUGCUAGGUUAUUGGAGAAAAAGAACGACGAGAGUGAGGAUUAUCCAUUGGAUGUUAGAGCCAAAUCGUUUGUUGGAACAGCCGAGUAUGUCUCGCCAGAGUUGUUGGAGAGUAAGUUUUGUGGAAAACCUGGUGAUAUAUGGGCUUUCGGUUGUAUUAUAUACCAAAUGAUUGCUGGUAAACCCCCAUUCAAAGCAACUAAUGAAUACUUGACUUUUCAAAAGAUCACGAAGCUCCAGUACGCAUUCAGCGCUGGAUUCCCCACUAUAAUUCGAGACUUGAUUAAAAAGAUCCUUGUACUUCAGCCGUCAAAAAGGGCCACAAUUCCGGAAAUACAAAAGCAUUUCUUUUUCAAGGAUGUUGAUUUUAAUGAUUACAAUCAGAUUUGGUUAACUGAACCGCCAGAGUUAGGACCGUAUAAGAUGACUGCAAAGUCCAUGAUGAAAAUCCCAGAUAUCAUCAAACACAGUACAUCGACAGUGAUUCCAAAAAAGAAACAUAACAAAGCUCUUACAUCUAGCGGAGAUGAAAAUUCUGUCGUCUUGAAGCCACGCAAUGGUGGAGCCCCGAAUGCAAAUGUUUCUGCGAGGAAACCAAGCAACGCCGAAGUCACAGGCAAUGUCAAUCCAGCUAAUGCUGCCGCGUAUGCUCUACACAAGCCAUUGACGGUUUCAGACAGUAGCAUACCAGAGAGCAACUCCAAUUCAAAGGACAAUUCCAAUGACAGUAAGCGCAGCUCGCGUGGCUCGCAACUGCAGCAGCCUGAUUAUAUACCGGGAACGAAUAUAUUGCGACCACAAAUCAACACCCGUCCGUCCCUUCAUUCUUACAAAAGCAGCCGGGAGAAACCAAAACCGGCCGCCAAACUGAAACCAAAUGUAUUGGCGGUGAGGCCACCGGGUACAUUAGAAGAGGCAUGGGGUGCCUAUUUGACUCACCCUGACGAAAGAGUAUUACGUAUUGGAUCAGUUUAUGUUCAUAGAGAGUCGACUGAAGCUUUUGAAAAGAAACACAAGGGCUCGUUACAUGCGUCACCGUUGGAUGCUGGGAAUACAAAUCGAAAUCGCUCUGGGACUAGCUUGCUCUCGCAAAUGGUCAAUGGCGUGCCCGCCCAAACACAUUUUGAUUCGGUAGACGAAAAAGUUGCUAUUCAAGAGCCUUAUGAGGAGCAACUUUUGAACAGAAGUAACAGCAAAAAGAGUAGCAAGAAAAGUAGUGAGCUUGAAAGGACACAAUCAACCACAUCAAACAGAUUAUCCAAACGGUCGUUUUUCAAAAAAUUGGGCUUGUCGCAGAGUGACAAAAAGGAUGACACUGACGAUGAGCCUGUUAAUAUCUUUAGUCUUGACAAGCCGCAGGUUGGUACUAUGGUAGUUACAACUCAUGGAAGAGCACUUGUUUUUGCAAGAAGAGAUUUGAGCUCUGACUAUGAAAUCAUUCUCACAAUCGAGUUGAAAUAUCCAUUCAUUAGAUUCCAAGAGUUGGUGUCGGUCCUGACCAGAUUUUCCAAGGUGUUGCCAUCAGUGGGUGUUUUCACAAUCACCUCAACUGAGCUGACUUAUGUGUUUGAAGUUGAAAAGUUUGAGGUAACCCAAUGGACAGAAGCAUUAAGUAAAGCUCGUACCAAUGAAUUGGAGAGGGGAAAAUUAGAGCAAGAAGAUUCUAAUUCCCCAGGUAAUUCCAAAGAGUCUAUAACGAGAUCCAAUGUGGAAAGCCCUGCCACAAUUGUUACCAAGGACCGCCAUCACUCCUCGCCAAAGUUGGCAGAUUCGCCAGUCGUUGCGUCUACGACUACUCCACAACCAAGAGUUUCUUCCGAAAAAGGCGCCAGACGCUCGCCACCCGACACAGCAAAGUCUAACAUCAGAGAAACACCAAAAUCGUCUCAUAUGUUGAAGACCAAAAUGCAGCGCUCGACACCAAAAAGGAAGCCUCCUCCAGUUAGUCCGCCAAAUGAAGUCAACACUACCGGCUUACCAAAAGAUUCCUCCGAUAGUGGGUUCCUUCGGGCAGCCAAAUUGGCUGUGGCUCAUAACGCGCAUAUUCCAGUAUCGAAUAAUAGACGAUCUAGUUUUACAAAAGAGGAUGGUAGAAAAGUUGAUCCAAAUAAGACUAGGGCAGUAUCUCGAGGACAGGGAUCGACAUCGUCUAGUAACCCUUCGCUGCCGGUUGUAACAAGUCUGAAUUCGAAAUUCUUGGCCAGAAGUAUCAGAAAGUGA
Molecule: messenger RNA, 3222 nt
Organism: Lodderomyces theae
Lineage: Eukaryota; Fungi; Ascomycota; Pichiomycetes; Serinales; Debaryomycetaceae
Product: PDPK1 family serine/threonine-protein kinase
Exons: 1
Coding region: 1-3222 (1073 amino acids)
Biological process (GO): intracellular signal transduction; peptidyl-serine phosphorylation
Molecular function (GO): ATP binding; protein serine/threonine kinase activity
Source: RefSeq, a predicted model, not a curated record